GCGCCAGAGGCGGUGUCAGGGGAGGUGGCGACUCCAGAGAUGGCAGUGAGCGAGAGGAGGGGGCUCGCCCGCCGGAGCCCCGCGGAGUGGAGGCAGCCGCUACUCCUGCUCUUGCUCUUGGGCGGCUGCUCUGGGCGCAUCCACCGGCUGGCGCUGACGGGGGAGAAGCGAGCAGACAUCCCGCUGAACAGCUUCGGCUUCUACGCCAAUGGCUCCCUGGAGGUGGACCUGAGCCUCUUGCGGCUGGGCCUCCAGGAGACAGAAGAGAAGGACCCGCUGGUGGGGUUCAGUCUGACUCGGGUUCGAUCUGGAAGCAUUCGACCCUACUCAACCCGGAACCCCCAUGACUGUCCUCUCCAGAAAAACAGCAGCAACCUCCUAGUUCUCUUCCUCAUCAACACCAAGGAUCUGCGGGUACAGGUGCGGAAGUAUGGGGAGCAGAAGAAGCUGUUCAUCUCUCCUGGGCUCCUACCCGAAGUGCCCUCCGAACCAGUCACCCCCAAAGUGGACAGCGGGACCACCGCUGUGCUUGACAAGACCAAGUCAAAACCCACAGUGUCUCAGGGGGACCAACAGGGCCUCAGUGGGAAGGACAAGGAACUGGUCCUGGGUCUCGGGCAUCUCAACAAUUCCUACAACUUCAGUUUCCACGUGGUCAUCGGCUCUCGGGCUGAGGAGGGCCAGUACAACCUCAACUUCCACAACUGCUACAACUCAAAGCCGGGCCGGGAGCAGCCCUUCGACAUCACGGUCAUGAUCCGGGAGAAGAACCCCGAGGGCUUCCUGUCAGCGGCGGAAAUCCCCCUCUUCAAGCUGUACAUGGUCAUGUCUGCCUUCUUCUUGGCCGCUGGCAUCUUCUGGGUGUCCGUCCUCUGCAAGAACACGUACAACGUCUUCAAGAUCCACUGGCUUAUGGCAGCCCUGGCUUUCACCAAGAGCAUCUCCCUUCUCUUCCGCAGUAUCAACUACUACUUCAUCAACAGCCAGGGCCACCCCAUUGAAGGCCUCGCUGUCAUGCACUACAUCACGCACCUGCUAAAGGGCGCCCUCCUCUUCAUCACCAUCGCCUUGAUCGGCUCUGGCUGGGCCUUUGUCAAGUACGUCCUGUCAGACAAGGAGAAGAAGAUCUUUGGGAUCGUGAUUCCACUGCAGGUGCCUCUGGGGCCCUGGGGUGGGCGGGCACACAUGCUCUCUUGGGGCACACCCACCCACCCACCCCACACUGCCCCCUGCCCACCUCUCCCCGCCCUGCAGGUCCUGGCCAACGUGGCCUACAUUGUCAUCGAGUCCCGCGAGGAGGGUGCCAGUGACUACAUGCUCUGGAAGGAGAUCCUCUUCCUGGUGGAUCUCAUCUGCUGUGGUGCCAUCCUCUUCCCUGUGGUCUGGUCCAUCCGGCAUCUCCAGGACGCAUCCGGCACAGAUGGAAAGGCAGUGGCAGUGAACCUGGCCAAGCUGAAGCUGUUUCGCCAUUACUACAUCAUGGUACGAGCCCUCUUCUCACUGAAGUCAUCUGCUACGUGUACUUCACGCGGGUCAUCGCCAUCCUGCUGCAGGUGGCUGUGCCGUUCCAGUGGCAGUGGCUGUACCAGCUCUUGGUGGAGGGGUCCACCCUGGCCUUCUUCGUGCUCACCGGCUACAAGUUCCAGCCGGCAGGCGACAACCCGUACCUGCAGCUGCCCCAGGAGGACGAGGAGGACACGCAGAUGGAGCAGAUAAUGACGGAUUCUGGGUUCCAGGAAGGCCUAUCCAAAGUCAACAAGACAGCCCGAGGCCGGGAGCUUCUGUGAUCAUCCCCCAGUGUCUGGAACUGUCCUCCUUCCCCCACCUCCCGCCUCCACCCUCCGCACACAUUCCUCACCCUCCAGCUCUGCUCCCAAAGCACGUGUGGGGGGGGAGAAGGGCGGUGCGGUGGUACAGCCCCCUGCUCUCUGGGACUGGAGGCCCAGGAGCCCAUUCAGAAGAGAGCUCCCUUGUCUCCUCUCCCCCCACCCCGGGGUAGCCCUGUCCCUGCCCCAGAGCCACCCACCGCUCACAACUGUGCAAUAAUGACCGAUCUGUUUUGCUA
Molecule: messenger RNA, 2065 nt
Organism: Enhydra lutris kenyoni (northern sea otter)
Lineage: Eukaryota; Metazoa; Chordata; Mammalia; Carnivora; Mustelidae
Product: G protein-coupled receptor 108
Exons: 17
Coding region: 40-1716 (558 amino acids)
Biological process (GO): transport
Cellular component (GO): Golgi apparatus; membrane
Source: RefSeq, a predicted model, not a curated record